Molecule: messenger RNA, 1337 nt
Organism: Paraphaeosphaeria sporulosa
Lineage: Eukaryota; Fungi; Ascomycota; Dothideomycetes; Pleosporales; Didymosphaeriaceae
Product: FMN-linked oxidoreductase
Exons: 1
Coding region: 85-1191 (368 amino acids)
Molecular function (GO): NADPH dehydrogenase activity; FMN binding
Source: RefSeq, a predicted model, not a curated record
CUCGACUACACAACAUAUUUGAUACAUUUUCACCUUCCCUCCAUCUCAGACCAAAGCCGACGACCAAACCGGUACAUAUCCAAAAUGUCUUGCUCGAGACUCUUCACCCCUCUCAAGCUGGGUGACAUUCAGCUCAACAACCGAGUUGCAAUGGCCCCACUAACGCGUUUCCGCGCUGAUGAGAAUCACGUGCCCCUGCCCAUGGUCGCAGAAUACUACGCCCAGCGCGCAUCAACUCCUGGCACUCUUCUCAUCACUGAGGCCACUUUCAUCUCCAAGCAGGCGGGUGGCUAUCCCAACGUGCCGGGUAUCUACACUCAGGAACAGAUCGAAUCAUGGAAGAGAGUGACAGAAGCCGUCCACAAGAAGGGCAGCUUCAUCUACCUUCAGCUGUGGGCGCUCGGUCGUGUUGCGAGCCCCGCACAGGCUGAGAAGGAGGGUAUCACCAUCAAGACCUCCAGCCCUGUCCCACUGGGCGAAGGCUACGCAACUCCGAAAGAGAUGACCAUUGAAGAAAUCAAGGAGACUAUCGGCGAUUACGCGCAAGCUGCAAAGAACGCGAUCGAAGCUGGAUUCGACGGUGUAGAGCUCCACGGCGCCAACGGCUACCUCAUCGACCAGUUCAUCCAGGACAAGGUCAACCAGCGUACUGACGCCUACGGCGGAUCCGUAGAGAACCGUUCGCGCUUCGCCAUAGAGGCCACCAAGGCUGUUAUCGACGCCAUCGGUGCUAAGAAGACCGGAAUCCGUCUCUCCCCCUUCAGCACCUUCCAGGGCAUGAAGAUGGAUGACCCGCACCCGCAAUUCAAAGAUGUCAUCAAGAAGCUCGAUGCGUUCAACGACCUCGCCUACAUUCACCUGGUCGAAUCCCGCAUCGACGGCAAUGUCGACAUCGACCCCAACCCAGCUGAGCAGCUCCAGCCCUUCGUGGACCUGUUCCGUAACCCCGUCCUCAUCGCUGGAGGCUUCAAGCCUGACUCCGCGCAUAACCUCCUCGACAAGCAGUAUCCCAACAAGGACGUCAUUGUCGUCUUUGGACGCUACUUCAUCAGCACUCCGGAUCUCGUGUACCGUCUCAAGAAGGGCAUUGAAUUCAAUGAGUACAACCGUGACACCUUCUACCUCCCCAUGAAGGCUGAGGGAUACACCGACUACCCUUUCAGCAAGGAGUUCCUGUCUGCCCAGGCAUAGACAAAGCAUUACAAAAUGUUUGCAUUUUUGAGCGAAUUGCAUUAGUGGCGUUUGGUUGAUUUCAAGAUAGAUAUGCUUCUUAGAUUAUAUGAUAUACAAUCAACGUUUGAUCACUACUGUGGCCUCCCGAAUCAUUGAAGGUAUAC